CCACUGGGCUUCAGCUACCUUUCUUUUUCAUAUAUUACAUCACCUGGCAAACAGACAAAGCAACAGGAAGGAGUACAGCUGUACUUGCUGGCACAUCUUUCUACUAUAAAAACUUUGAAGCCAUAACGACCUACAACAACAUCGUCCUCUCGGGAAUCUUCUACUACGGCCCGAUGAUCAUUGUGGUCACGUGUACCGCCAUCGUUGUUCUCAUCAUCAAGAGGAGCGCUCGCUGGAGAAAGGUCACUUCUAAGGUCAAGGCAUCAGCUAUAAAUAAAGAGAGUCGUACAACCAGUAUGUUGAUGGCAGUGGCAGCGGUGUACAUCGCCUGUUAUCUGCCCAGUUGUGUCACACUCGUCAUCAACUCCAUCGUGCCAGACUUUGGCAGCCUGGGUGGCCGCUACACCCGCCUCUUCUACCUCGUCAGCGCCCUGCAGCUGCUGCUCUUUGCCUGCAACUCUUCGGUCAACUUCAUCAUCUACAUGCUGAUGAGCCGCAAGUUCUUCAAGACUUAUUGCAGGUUUGUGGGUUAA
This is a messenger RNA of Pomacea canaliculata, 533 nucleotides long. RefSeq lists its product as uncharacterized. The record is from RefSeq and is a predicted model, not a curated record. Gene Ontology annotation, molecular function: G protein-coupled peptide receptor activity. Gene Ontology annotation, biological process: G protein-coupled receptor signaling pathway. Gene Ontology annotation, cellular component: plasma membrane. NCBI's taxonomy places the organism in Eukaryota, Metazoa, Mollusca, Gastropoda, Architaenioglossa, Ampullariidae. The transcript is spliced from 3 exons. The coding region runs from base 174 to 533 and encodes 119 amino acids.